UUUGACACAGUUUGACACAAUGUUGAUGCGCUACGUUCGCCCGUCUCUCAUUGCGUCGCGUUUUUUCUCGGCCGCGGCGAAAAAAGCAGUACCAAUCGACAAGGCCGCUCCGGAAAGCGGCGGUGACGGUGGAGGUCGCCGAAAAACUGUGAACCGGAGGUUUUUUGACCUCGUGUAUUCGAAACGCAGCUCAGCGGUUACAGUACAGAAAUGGAAAGAGGAAGGCAGUACGAUCAGUAAGUUCGAGCUCAGUAGAGUCGUUCGAGAGCUUCGCAAGCUCAAGCGCUAUAAGCACGCCCUUGAGAUAUGUGAAUGGAUGAGAUUGCAGCCAGAUAUCAAGCUUCUACCAGGUGACUAUGCCAUCCAUUUGGACUUAAUUGCAAAAGUUCUCGGUUUAGAUAAUGCAGAGAAAUUCUUCGAAGAUCUUCCCAACAAGAUGAGAGAUCAAGCCACAUAUACUGCUCUUCUCCACACGUAUGUCCAGAACAAGUUAUCUGCCAAAGCCAAAGCUUUAUUGGAGAAGAUGACGGAAUGUGGCUUCGCAAAGUAUCCACUCCCAUACAACCACAUGCUCUCUUUAUACAUCUCUGAAGGGAAACUAGAAAAGGUUCCUGAAAUAGUGAAUGAACUAAAGAAAAAUGCUUCACCUGAUAUCUUUACUUAUAAUUUGUUGCUAUCUGUUUGCGCCUCCCAAAAUAACAUUGAAGGUGCAGGGAAAAUCUUUGUUGAGCUAAAGAAGGCGAAAAUCGAGCCCGACUGGAUAACAUAUAGUGCAUUGACCAAUCUGUAUAUCAGAGAAAAACUAUUUGAGAAGGCAACGUCUACUUUGAAGGAAAUGGAGAAGAAGGCAUCACGGAGAAAUCGAGUCGUUUAUCCCUCUCUUCUCAGUUUGUAUACCAACAUGGGGGAUAAAGACAAGGUUCAACGAAUCUGGAAGAAGAUGAAAUCGUGCUUCCGCAAAAUGAAUGAUGCGGAGUAUACAUGUAUGAUAUCGUCGCUUGCGAAACUCGGGGAAUUCGAAGAAGCUGAGAAGAUCUAUAAUGAAUGGGAGUCUGAUUCGGGAAGUGGCGAUCCUAGAGUUCCGAACACACUCCUCUCGGCUUACAUCAAUGGAAACCAGAUCGAAAUGGCUGAGAACUUUCAUCGGCGAAUGAUACAGAAGGAUAUUUCCCCGUGUUACACGACUUGGGAACUUCUUUCUUGGGGUUAUUUAAAGAAACAACAUAUGGGGAAGGUAUUAGAUUGUUUUAAGCAAGCUGUUGGGAGUGUGAAAAAAUGGAAUCCAAAUGAUAGAUUGGUCGAGGAAGUGUUGAAGAAACUUGAAGAACUUGGUGAUACUGAAGGGUUGGAGAAAUUGUUGGUGAUUCUUAGGAAUGCUGGGCAUGUGAGUACUGCGGUAUAUAAUUCACUUCUUCGAGGAUAUGCAAAAGCUGGUAAAACGCCACUUGUGGUUGCUGAACGAAUGCAGAAGGAUAAUGUGCCGAUGGACGAUGAAACACAUGAACUCAUCAAAUUAACAAGCAGAAUGGGAAUCAAUGAAGUUUUAGGCAGUUGUAGGGCAGAUUAAGGAAAAAAUGAAGAUUAUUUACUUUGCGAAUUAGCUAUUUUGUUGUGUUUUAGCGAUUGUAAUCAUGAUAACACAAUGUGAUCACAUAGUAUUUUAAA
Molecule: messenger RNA, 1665 nt
Organism: Hibiscus syriacus
Lineage: Eukaryota; Viridiplantae; Streptophyta; Magnoliopsida; Malvales; Malvaceae
Product: pentatricopeptide repeat-containing protein At4g02820, mitochondrial-like
Exons: 2
Coding region: 20-1567 (515 amino acids)
Cellular component (GO): mitochondrion
Molecular function (GO): protein binding
Source: RefSeq, a predicted model, not a curated record